Plasmodium reichenowi is the source of this 927-nucleotide messenger RNA. RefSeq lists its product as hypothetical. The record is from RefSeq and is a predicted model, not a curated record. NCBI's taxonomy places the organism in Eukaryota, Apicomplexa, Aconoidasida, Haemosporida, Plasmodiidae. The coding region runs from base 1 to 927 and encodes 308 amino acids. The transcript has a single exon.
AUGGAGAAGGUUAUUACUAUGCGUGAAAUAAUUACGAAUACAAGAAAGGUAAAAUUACAUGAGAAUUUUUUAGAGGAUUGUAAUUUAAAAGAUAUAUUUUAUAAUGGAUUGGAAACAGUAAAUUGUGGAUAUAAUGAUUAUGUAAAUAUGAAAACAUGGCUAUUUGUUUUAUCUGAAAAAAUGUUUCGAACUGAUUAUGAAGAACUAGCAUAUGUAGCAUGUGAUGCUUUAAAAGUAUUAUUAUGUAAUAGUAAAUUUUUAAAUGUUAUAAUUUUUAAAUUAUUAAGAAAAAAAUUAGAAAAAGAAAUUUUAAAGAUUAUGGGUAUAUGUUGUUUAACGGUGGCUUCAAGAAUGCAACAAAUAAAUGAAAGUACUUGUUUUAAAGUUAUAUUAGAAUUAUCAAAUUUAAAAGAUAAAUUAAAUGAAUUUAAUAUAAGACAAAUUGAAAUGGAUGUUUUUGUUACCUUAGCUCAUUCAGGUUUUUGUUUUGAAAAAAUUAUUACACCUGUUAAUGAAUUAAAUCAAAUAAUGAAAUUUCUAGAAACAUAUGAAAAUUUUUUUGAUAAUAAUUUUAAUACAUUUAAAUCUUCAAGUAAUUUAAUGCUAAAAAUUAUUUAUUGUAUGGUUCCAGUUUUUAAUAUGAAUAUUUAUAAUUAUUCUAUUGUUAAUUAUGCUUUAAGGUUAUUUAUUCAAGAUAAUGAUAAAUAUGAAUUCAUUUUUGAAAAAUUAAAACAAAAUUAUCAAGAUAAAGAAAUUAUACAUAUUUCCAAUUUUCAAAAUCAUAUGCAUAAUAUUAUUAAUGCUUUCAAAAAUACAUCUAUCUUUUCAGCAAAGGAUUCUAUUUUAAAUAAUCAGCUAGAUGUUCAAUUGUUUGAAGAGAUAAACAAAAAAAUUGAAGCAUACCAUGAACAAAAACAUAAAACCUGA